UGGAGACUGCUGGAGGAGAGGGACACUUCGAAGCGAGAUGGCAAAGGGGACGGUGGCCACAUACUUGCAUGGAGUGCUUCUCCUCGCUCUGUGGAAACCCUCACUGCAAGGAGGUGUAUACAUACCAGCUGCUGGAGGAGCAGGAACCGGAGCUGGAUUUGGACCAGGUGGGAUUGGAACGGGAUUUGGCCCUGGAGGAGCUGGCACAGGUUUUCAGCCUGGUGGAGGAGGCGGACCAGGAGGGACUGGUGGUGGUUUAGGAGGUUUUGGACCAGGAGCUGGAAGAGGAGGCUACGCUGGACAAGUACCUGGGGGUGUUGGACUGGGGGGAGUUGGACCGGGAGGUGUGGGACCAGGGGGAGUUGGACCAGGAGGAGUUGGACCAGGAGGAUUUGGACCUGGUGGGGCAGGAUUUGGGCCAGGUGGAACCGGGAUUGGGCCUGGUGGUGCAGGAAUUGGGCCUGGAGGAACUGGGAUUGGGCCUGGUGGUGCAGGAAUUGGGCCUGGUGGAACAGGAUUUGGACCUGGUGGGGCAGGAUUUGGGCCUGGAGGAACCGGGAUUGGGCCUGGUGGUGCAGGAAUGGGGCCUGGGGGAACAGGAUUUGGACCUGGUGGGGCAGGAUUUGGGCCUGGAGGAACUGGGAUUGGACCUGGUGGUGCAGGGGUUGGACCUAGUGGAACGGGAUUCGGACCUGGUGGUGCAGGAAUUGGACCUGGUGGUACAGGAGUUGGGCCAGGGGGAGCUCCUUUGCCAGGUGGAGUGCCACAGACUGGUACAGGGGGAGGACCUGGAGGGAAGAGUAGUUCUAAAGCAUCAAAACAAGUUCCAGGUAUUGGGAUGCCGGGGCUCUAUCAAGGUGGAUUUGUACCAGGCCAAGGUUUUGGAGGGCGUGGUGUUCUACCUGGAGUGGCAACAGGAUCUGGAGUUGAGCCUCAAACUGGAGCUGGGGUACUUGGUCAAGGUGGGACAGGACCAGGAGGAGCAGGCAAUGGUCGUGGACAACAGUUACCUGGGGUUUUUCGUGGUUACCCUCUUAUAUCACCAAAGUCAGGUGCAGGAAAAUCAAAGAAGCCAGGCAAAGCUGCAGCUAAAUAUGGAGGGGCUGGACUUGGUCAAGGCGGCAUUUUAGGGGGUGGAACUGGAAGACUUCCUGGAGGGGGAGUCACACCCGGAGGCGGAGUUGGAACAGGAACUGGACCUGGAUUUGGAGGCGGAGUUGGAACAGGAACUGGACCUGGAUUUGGAGGAGGAGUUGGAACAGGAACCGGACCUGGAUUUGGAGGAGGAGUUGGAACAGGAACUGGACCUGGAUUUGGAGGCGGAGUUGGAACAGGAGCAGGACCCCAAGUCCGACCUGGAGAAGGGAGCAUUAUACCUGGUUUAGGUUAUGGCCCCGGCUCAGCCAAAGCACGCAAAUAUGGUGAGAUAUGUUUGGCCAUAAUGUCAAAAUAG
Molecule: messenger RNA, 1453 nt
Organism: Melanotaenia boesemani (Boeseman's rainbowfish)
Lineage: Eukaryota; Metazoa; Chordata; Actinopteri; Atheriniformes; Melanotaeniidae
Product: glycine-rich cell wall structural protein 1-like
Exons: 12
Coding region: 38-1453 (471 amino acids)
Source: RefSeq, a predicted model, not a curated record